Molecule: messenger RNA, 904 nt
Organism: Mycotypha africana
Lineage: Eukaryota; Fungi; Mucoromycota; Mucoromycetes; Mucorales; Mycotyphaceae
Exons: 1
Coding region: 280-477 (65 amino acids)
Source: RefSeq, a predicted model, not a curated record
CAACAACAACAGAAAUCUUUCAAAUGUCCAACUCGCCGUACGAAAGUGGUAGCGAAUAAUCCUGCUCAUAAAGAGUUUCGUCGCAGUCCUCGUGGUCGUUUCAUGCACACAUUUGCAAUACGUUACGAGUUUUUUACAAUUUGCCAAUUGCAUUUGUUUGAACAAAGUCAUUUAAACCAUCUUAUUGCUUUCAGGUCUACCUCAUCUACUAUUCUUUUUUAACGCUAAGUUGCAUUUUUGCAAAACGACAACCGUCUAACGGAGGCGGGGCAAUGUCAUAUGUGCGGUACGAAGGAGGUAUAUUUGCGUGAACUAAAUCACUCCAACGACAAAAGAAAUGUUAAAAGAAAAAGUCAACCGGUUUUAAAAAUCUCCAAAACUUUAUAUUGUUCUUCUGGCGAUUUAAUAACUUAUAAAGAUAUUUCCUCUCAUUCAAAAGGACAGAGUGUAUUAACAAAACAGCUAGAUUUUUAUUGAAGAACAACCGCUUGCCGUACCUGAAGUAGCUCAAGUGGAGUCUGUCGUUUUUGAGGUACGAUGGUAAUAUAAUCACAUGAAUAAAUCACUCACAACAUCAAACGAAAUAUAUGAGCAUUACUCAAUUUUGAGAACAAAGUUUUUUUAAAGCUUCGCAAAAAUGAAGGUUAUCCAUUUUAAAAAUGAUUAACAAGCAAGAAGCAAAUAUUUUUGACAGGGUAGAAGAUGCUCUAGCAAAGACCACUAACAUGAACAUUACACUGGAAACGAUUACCUCUUAAAGUUCCCUAAAUAGACACGCACAAGUCUAGUGAAGAGAAAAUUGUAAAGAAAGUGAUCAUAUUAAGAUAAAUAGCUUACUUAAACAAAUUGAAAGCGUACUAACUCGUUACAAUGGCUAAAACGAUAAGGCAAGCUAAACAUUUUA